UUCCGUGCUUGCUGGUGCUGGCUGCAUUGGCGUAGCGUAGGCGUGCCAUUUCUCUCUUGCAGUUUCAGUACGUUAGCAGGUCAGUUCAGUUCCCAUCGGUAGUUGGCCAAUCAUUCCCAAAUCCCAACUCACAACUUCUUCUUCUUCCCUCUCAAAAAAAAAAACUUCUUCUUCUUCUCCACCGGCCGGCCUCGGGCUUCCCUUAAAAGCCACCUCACUCCGCCAGCACUAGCUUGCUAGCCGCGCUACUGACUAAGCGUCAGAAGGAAGGGAUUCAGAAUUUGUCUGUGGACCGACCAUGGUGAGGAGAGCAGGGCUCCUGCUGAUGGGCGGCGGCGCGGCGAACAACAAGGGGCGGGGGCGGCCGACGACGUCGGCGCGGAAGGUGAUGCGGUCGGCGGUGGCCGCCUUCCUGGACGGCUACCACUGCUUCAGCCCCGUCGCCGCUGCGCUCGCCCUCCCCUUCUCCGCCGCCGUGCUCGCGACCCACGCCGCCGCGCUCUCAAUGUCGUCGUCUUCUUCGUCUCCGGCGUCGGUGGUGCACGCCGCGGUGGCCUCGGCGUUCCGCUUGGCGGGGCUGGCGGCCACAGAUUCGGGGUCGCCGCUGCUGUCGCUGCUGGCGGCCAAGCUCUCGCAGACGCUCUUCGUGUCCGCCGCCACGCUACCCUUCGCGCUCACCUUCCUCCUCCUCGCCCGGGCCUGCGCCGCCGCCAUCCUCCUCCGCCGCCCUCGCGAGCGCCGCCGCCGGACCUUGCCGCCAACGCCAUUGCUGCCGGCCGUGGCGCGAGCCUACGGGGCGCUUCUCCCCACCCAGCUCGCCACGCUUCUCCUUACGGUCGCCGCCCACGCCGCCGCGCUCUCGCUGCUGUCCGCGGCCGUCUCCUUCGCGGGCCUCUUCGGCAACAGCGCGGCCUCUGCCGCGGUCACGGCCGCGGGCGCCAUAGCCUACUGCGUGCUCGUCGCCAUGGCCACCGUCGUCUGCAGCCUGGCCCUCGCCGUGGCCGCCAUGGAAGCGCAAUCGAGUACCGGCGCCAUGGUCGCCGGCCACGCGGCGGUGGCCAGGGCGUGCGUGCUGGUCAGGGGCCGGGUGCGCGCCGCGCUGGCACUGGCGCUGCCGGCCAGGCUCGCCAUGGCGGCCGCGGAGGCGCUGUUCCAGCUCCGCGUCGUCCGGAACGUCGCCACUUCCGCCGGCGGAGCCACGAGGAGCUGGGCCGCGCCGGGAGUCGCCGGCGAGGCGCUGUCCAUCGCCUACAUCCACGCGCUCUGCGUCGUGCUCGACAUCAUCGUCGGCUGCAUGUUCUACACAAGCUGCUGCAAGACAACCGAUGAUGACAACGAUGACCAUAAGCCAAGAGAGCUGGAGCCCGAGGACAAGCCUUGAGAUCAACAUCUGAAGAAAUCUUCAGGGCUGGUUCAGAAUUCAGAAGAAAAAAAGGGGAGGAGAAAAAGCAACAGCAUGUAUAGACAAAAGCACAUAGAUAGAUCAAGAUACGCGGUCAUGAGGCCAUUCAGAUCAAGAUUUUUCAUUUACAUCACUGGCCUACUCCUGCUGCUACGGCUAGUAUAAACACAAGGGGAGAAAUCUAGUCAGAAAUCUGUACAGGCGAACCUAAAUUAGGUGUUGAGUUAGCUUUGUACACUGUCAUGAGCUAUCAAGCGUGGAUGUCCAACAGAAAGUAUCUGCACGAAACAAAAGAACCGAGUAUAUGUUAGGGCAUAAGAUGUCCACAGGGAAGUCGCACAUUUCGCGACAGUCGAGCCUCCUCUGAAGAUCCGCAAGGCUAGCAGAAGCGACGUUUGUUGAGGAAUAAAUGAUGACCAUAUCAAAGUUUCGGGAUGGAUUUCAUUUGAAGGGUGAUCUUGGUGAUCUGUCCGCGCCUCCAUCUUUUGAUUUUACAGGAGUUCUGUCCUGGCUUGCUUCCUUUUCAGCUUCUUUCAGUGCUUUCUUCCUCUCGGCCUCAA
Molecule: messenger RNA, 1962 nt
Organism: Brachypodium distachyon (stiff brome)
Lineage: Eukaryota; Viridiplantae; Streptophyta; Magnoliopsida; Poales; Poaceae
Exons: 4
Coding region: 299-1381 (360 amino acids)
Source: RefSeq, a predicted model, not a curated record